This is a messenger RNA of Botrytis byssoidea, 330 nucleotides long. RefSeq lists its product as uncharacterized. NCBI's taxonomy places the organism in Eukaryota, Fungi, Ascomycota, Leotiomycetes, Helotiales, Sclerotiniaceae. The coding region runs from base 1 to 330 and encodes 109 amino acids. The transcript has 4 exons. The record is from RefSeq and is a predicted model, not a curated record.
AUGGCUCCAUCAACAUGUUGCAAGAAGGGCGAGAACGCCAGCAAUGGUUGUGUUUGUGCAACCCAAGCCAAAUGUUCCUGCGGCGAAAAGAAAGCUCUCGAAUGCACCUGCGCCAAAUCCGAGAGUGAAAACAAGGUCGAGGGUGCCAGAUGUUCUUGCCGUGCCCGUGCAGCCGGAGCUUGUACCUGCGAGCGUUCAGCUGAGGAAAACAAGGUUCCUUCUGGAGACCUCUGUUCAUGUGGUGCUAGACCUGCUGAUGCAUGCACCUGUGAGAAAGCUACAGAUGGUGGAUUACUUCCUACUGAGACGGAUUUCACUACUAAGGCUUAG